AUGGAGGCAGCUCGCCUCAAGCUGGCCUGCAUCAUUGCCACCUUGAUCGCUACGCAGAGCAUUGCUGCUGGGAGCGCCGCGGCCAGCCAAGCUAUCCAGCUGCUCUACUGGACCGUUCAGCGGAUGUCACAAACCUCUACACUUCGAAGCCUCGAUGCGCCUAAGCUACUAACACAGAUACUGAGCUUUCUCGAGUGUUCCGAGUGUUGCGAGGACCCCGAGAACUUCGUGAUGCUCGGCGAUACCGCUCUGCUUUUCUUUGACAUUUCAGAAGAUUACAUUGCACACAACCUUUUCGACCGGUGUUUAGAUGUCUACAGAUCGGCUGUGGAGUCUAUCUGUCGGCUGAAAGAAGAAGAGCGGCUAGAGGAAGCCGACAGUGUCGCUUCGCUCUCAAUAAGACUGCUGCAUGGUCUACAUCGCGCAUCCACAGCAACACACUUCACUGCUAGUAACGGCUUCUCCGGGCCUGUCAUUCGACGUCUCCUCGAUUGGCUCGACAGAGAUGAAAGACCCUUGCAGAUGUGUGCUUGUAUCAUGCUUGGCAACUACGCGGUAGAAAACCGUAUAUGCGAGGAGAUGGUACAAGCUGGUGUGGACGCGAAAGUGGUCCGCAUACUGAGGGAGACAAGAGACAGCGACGAAACCCUCCAUGCAGCCGCCGGCUUUCUCGGACAUUUGGCCAUACCGGCCAAAAACAAGGAAAAGCUGGGCUACGGUGGAGUCAUCGAAGAAGCAUGUUUUCUCCUUUCCUCCCCAGUGCCUCGGCUUCAACGCGACGGAGCAUAUCUCUUGAGACUGCUGCUCAACCGCUGCCUCCCAAACGUCCACCACGUCGUCGACAAGCGGCCGGCGGGUUCGUUAGAGUCAACCUCCGAAGCAGCACCGCUCUUGGACGAUCUUCUUCUGGCCUCCUCCACCAUCGGCCCGGCCUCAAUCGAUGCAUCAAGAGCCAUAUUUCAUAUCCUCAGAGGGUUGCAUCUUCUUGGAGCUGACCACGAGCGGCUCGCCACUCUCUACAAGUCGCAGAUCAUGAUCAGUCCGCUUUUGAACCUACUUCGACAGAAAGAGGAUCCAGCGGUACGCUCGGAAGGCCUGCUCGGGCUGGCACUCAUGGCGCAAACACAGCCAGGAGCGCUUUGCGCGCUGGAGGCGUUGAAGGACAACGCCAACCUUAACUUGAUAAUGUUGCGCGAGGACAACCCAAGUCACCAUGGUGGAGACAAGGCGAAUACGCUCUUCUUAAUACAUGGGCUGCUCCAGAACGUUGUGGAUAUGGACUCGGAUCUGCGGGGGAAGCUGACGGAUAUGUUUCAGGAUCUUUCGCGCGAGCGCAGCGACGUGUUGUAA
Messenger RNA from Coniosporium apollinis CBS 100218, 1350 nucleotides. RefSeq lists its product as uncharacterized. Gene Ontology annotation, cellular component: cytosol. Gene Ontology annotation, biological process: positive regulation of GTPase activity. The transcript is spliced from 2 exons. NCBI's taxonomy places the organism in Eukaryota, Fungi, Ascomycota, Dothideomycetes. Gene Ontology annotation, molecular function: guanyl-nucleotide exchange factor activity. Bases 1 to 1350 code for a protein of 449 amino acids. The record is from RefSeq and is a predicted model, not a curated record.